Messenger RNA from Quercus robur (English oak), 1767 nucleotides. Its product is annotated as protein ENDOPLASMIC RETICULUM-ARRESTED PEN3. The coding region runs from base 179 to 1615 and encodes 478 amino acids. The record is from RefSeq and is a predicted model, not a curated record. NCBI's taxonomy places the organism in Eukaryota, Viridiplantae, Streptophyta, Magnoliopsida, Fagales, Fagaceae. The transcript has a single exon. Gene Ontology annotation, biological process: protein homooligomerization.
GCAUCACCCUUGAUUGUACCAAUCCUUAUCUGCAAUUUCAUCGUGAUUUCCGGAAAAGACAAGGGUAUAACAGCCAUUUUCGCCACAGAAAAUUCUCAUCCUCUUGUUGUUGUUGUUGUUCUUCUUCUUCUUCUUCCCAAUCUCUUCGGAAUCGUCAAUUUUCACAGUAUUUCCAUUAAUGGGCGACGAAAAUUCCAAUUCUGCCCCUGGACCCCACCACAACGACCGUAUCAAGCUCAACGUUGGUGGCAAGCUCUUCGAAACCACACUCUCAACCAUACAGUCCGGUGGCUCCGAUUCACUCUUAGCCGCCUUAUCGAACCGGACCACUGACGACCCGAACCCGAGCCCGGUUUUCAUAGACCGUGACCCGGAGAUAUUCUCUGUCCUCCUCUCUCUCCUCCGAUCGAAUCGCCUCCCCUCCACGUCUCGCCGAUUCUCCAAACAAGAGCUCGCCGAUGAAGCUCUCUACUACGGCAUCGAAUCGCAUCUCAAGUCGGCGAUGUCUCCUCCUCCUUUCGCCGGAAUCGACGCCUCCGUCGUCUCCACCAUCCGUCCUGCCUCCGAAGGACUUCCCUCGGCGUUCACAGCCGCCGCCGGCGAUGGAUCGAUCUGGAUCGCUCAUGGCGGUCAGAUCUCGAGCUACGAUUGGAAUCUCUACCACACCGCGACGAUUCGGACUCACUUGGAAUAUAUCACCUCGAUCUGCAGAGUUUGGCCGGAGAUCGCAGUUUUAGGAUCACAAUCCGCCGCCGGACUUCACUUCUACAAUUUCUCCGGCGGCCGCCACGUCGGCACCACGCAGUGGACCGACCCGACCGACACGCGUAUCUACAAAGCGCGAGUCACAGCAAUCGCCGACUCAGAGAAUUCGAUAUUCGCCUCUUUCGAUUGCCCGCACAAAGAGAAUUGCGUGCUCGUGAUCGACAAAUCGACGCUCCAGAUCGCGUCGGAGCUCGGCCGCCGGUCCGGAAACUCCGCAAAACACAUCGUCCCCGGAAAGCUGACGUGGAUCCCGGAGAAAAACCUUCUAGUCGGAACCGCCGUCACUGGCGGCGCUUUCGGCUACUCAGGGUACAUCAGAUUGUGGGACGCGAGGUCUGGCGAUGUGGUUUGGGAAACGAGCGAGCCAGGUUCGGGUCGCAGCAGUAGGUACGGAGACUCGUUCGCUGACGUGGCGGUUGACACGGACGAGUCAACUCUGUACAAAAUAUGUUCGAAAUCGGGUGAUUUGGGAAUGGCAGAUGUUCGUAAAUUAGGGGACGAUCCGUGGGUAUAUUUGAAAGAUAGGAACCCAAGUAUGAGAAACACAACAAGUGGAGGAGGUGGGGGCAAUAGCGUAAUUCAGUGUUAUAAGAAGCAAGUGUUUGUGGGAAGAGGUGGGGGUUUAGAGGUUUGGUCAAGAGUGGAAGGAAGAGAAAAUGGAGUGGAAAAUGAGAGUGAAGAGGGUUUUUUACAUAGGAGGAAUUUUGUGGACAAAGUUGAGGAUUGUGAGAGAGGGAUUAUUACAAGAAUUGAAGGUGGUGGGGAUAGGUUGUUUGUUAGUAGAGAAAAUGUUGAGGGUAUUGAGGUUUGGGAAAGUUCUCAUUCUUCCGGUACUGUUUCAGCUUUGUGACAAUUGGGUUUUGUGUAUAAUUUUUUUGGGUAAAUGGGGAAUUGGAUCUCAAAGAGGCUCUCUUUUCUCUCUGUGCAUCGUAUAAUUUGUAAUGUAAUUUGAUUUAAGCUUUUGAAUGACUAUGAUUGUGUCCUCAGUCUAUGGUUGAUCCA